UUGACGACUUUUAUCUUUUAACAUAAUUUGACUCUCAAACAUACUGCGUCGUUAUAGCUGUAAUCUUCAAUUGAGCGGUGUGUUGUUUUAAAAAAAAUUUUCCAGUGCCUCAACUUCACAACGUAGAAAUGGUUGAAAUGAACAGUUCAGAUUUCCCUGCAGAAAGCCUCGGGUUUUCACAGGAACAGAUUACGUGUUUCGCAGUUGCUCUUGGAUCAUUCACCAUCCUCAUCUUCAUUUUCCUUCUGUUUUGUGCCCUCGUAAAGGAAAAGUUGAAGGCUCUUCUUGAAUUCGACAUUAACUUACUAGAAACUAAAUCAAACACGAACCUGCAUGCCGUAAAAGUGUCUACUAAACAGAAGGACUACACUUCUAGUGAAAAAGAAUUGGAAACAUCUAUAUGCAAAUCAAUUUGCAAAAACAUUGGAAAAUGUAUAAUAGUGAUCGCAACGGCAAUUCUCAGUUUCAUAUAUAUGUUUGAUUUCUUCCAAGAUUCGUUCAUGGUUUACUUUUAUUUGGAGCAUGAGCAGAGAGUUACCGCUCUUAUAUAUUUGGCUUUAACCAUUAUUCCAAUAAUUCUGUCAUAUUUUCUGGUGCUUUAUCCUCUUUUUUACCAUGUGGAUCCCUCAAAUAAACGCCGUCGAUUAAUGCUUGUACUGCUUGCAUGUUUUCCAUUUCUAAAAAGCUGCAUAUUAUUCUGGACAAUUCGAAUGGGUUGGAAACGCUGGAGAGCGAGAUGGUAUUUACAAGCUUUGACGUUCCUUUGGUUGACUGAAGCCGCUCUGGAGGGAAUUCCGCAGACGAUUCUAUUGUAUUUUAUUAAAUAUGAAAAUAAAGAUCUUAACAUCGAUUUGUACAACGCACAGGAUAUUUCUUUAGUCAUUAAUUUUGUGUCCUCCCUUCUUAGUGUAUAUUUUGCCACGAAGUACCUUAAUAAAGACGAGGACCGAAGACUGGAACAUUCCAAAAGAACUCUUACAAAAUCGCACAAAAAUAAUUGUGUAUCUUUUUGGCGUAAAAUUGCUUAUUCACUUGCUCUGUUGUUUGAAAGAGGUAUUCAAAUUUUCAUUCGAAUAAUUAUGUUUGGCACAUUUGCAUCUAUUGUUGGGUUGAAGCCGGCUUUAUAUGUUUUCAUAGGUCAUCUUGUUAUUCUUAUAAUCUUAACUUUACUUUGUUUUCGAAAACUCAAACAAAACCACAUUAUCUAUGAAAACUGUACACAGAAACCUAGUUUUGUAUCGAGUCUUUUAGUUGGUGUUGUUGCAAAUAUAUUUUUCAGUCAUUCUUGGUCAUUCUGCCAUAUUUUGUCGAGAAAAGUGGUCUAUAUACUUUACUUUGUUUUGUUUAACGCCACUUCUGUUUCUCUUAUUGUAUCUUACAAUGUUAUUUCGGAAGUCGCGCUCGUAGAUUUUUUUUCAAUAAUUAUAUAUGUAGCCUUUGGUCUUCAGCUCAUAUUUAUUCCCCUGUGUUUUCUUUUAAGAGAAUGUAAAAGAAAAAAAUUGUUACAAACAUAAAUAGUUCUGACAUAUUGAAAAGCAUAACAAAUAAAUAUAUGUUGCUUCGCAAUAUAAUGAUUAUUGAAAGAUUUUUUAAAGUGAAAUGUU
Saccostrea cuccullata (small rock oyster) is the source of this 1604-nucleotide messenger RNA. RefSeq lists its product as uncharacterized. The transcript is spliced from 4 exons. The coding region runs from base 129 to 1514 and encodes 461 amino acids. Lineage: Eukaryota; Metazoa; Mollusca; Bivalvia; Ostreida; Ostreidae. The record is from RefSeq and is a predicted model, not a curated record.